AUGACCCUUCUAGCGCCCAAUUUGUCGGCCCUCGUUGGCACUCGAGUUGCGACCAAGCUAAUUGGCGUAACGGGAGGCCUGUCGUCUUUCUCCAAAAUCCCAUCGUGCAAUAUCCACUUGCUAGGCGCGUCAAAAACAGGCACGUCUGGCCUUUCUUCCAUUCAUGGUGGCUCAACCCGAUUCUCGGGGUACUUGGCCCAAUGCAGUCUCGUUGCCCAGACGCCAGAAGAGUAUCGGAUGCAAGCACUACGUAUGGUUAGUGCAAAAGCCUCAUUGGCAGCGCGCAUGGACUUGAAUAGCAGCUCAGCACAUACAGCAACCGGUCAGUACGGCGCAUCUUUGUCGGAGGAAAUUUCACGCAAAAUCGAGAAGCUCAUGGAGCCGCCGCCUGCGAAGCUCAUCAAAGCACUACCUGUACCGAGUGAAGGAGGACGGAAGCAGCGACGAGGUGGGCGUCGCGCCCGCAAAUUCCGCGAAAUGCAUGGUCUAACGGAGAUGCGGAAGAUGCAGAACCGUGUGGAGUUUGGCAAGGAAGAAGAAGAAGCAGGCGCGUUUGAUGAGACAAUGGGGCUAGGUAUGAUCCAUACAAAGGCGAGUGGGAAGGUGCGCGCAACGAUGGCGAAUGCAUCGUCAAAGGCUCGGAUGUCCAAGGCAAAUAAAGAGCGACUGGCUACACUCAAUCGUCCAACACUGUCCUUGCAGAAUUCUGCACCGUCACUGUCAUCUACAUCCGGCACGGCCUCGUCGUUGUCAUUUACGCCAGUCCAAGGUAUUGAACUCGUCGAUCCAUCUCGACAAAAGAAGGCGGAGGAAGCAAACUCGAAAUGGUUCCGAGAGGGCCAGUUUUCCCUCCUGCCAGAUGCGGGGAAAUCCACCACAACCACGACCAUCCCCCAAAAGCGUGGUGCAUCUGGUAUGCCACCACCUCCGCCACCACCUGGUCGUCCCUCCCGGGCAUGA
Molecule: messenger RNA, 960 nt
Organism: Malassezia globosa CBS 7966
Lineage: Eukaryota; Fungi; Basidiomycota; Malasseziomycetes; Malasseziales; Malasseziaceae
Exons: 1
Coding region: 1-960 (319 amino acids)
Biological process (GO): spliceosomal tri-snRNP complex assembly; mRNA splicing, via spliceosome
Cellular component (GO): U4/U6 x U5 tri-snRNP complex; precatalytic spliceosome; U4 snRNP
Source: RefSeq, a predicted model, not a curated record